This is a messenger RNA of Saccharomycodes ludwigii, 1488 nucleotides long. It is a transcript of the gene PGS1, whose product is annotated as CDP-diacylglycerol--glycerol-3-phosphate 3-phosphatidyltransferase. The record is from RefSeq and is a predicted model, not a curated record. NCBI's taxonomy places the organism in Eukaryota, Fungi, Ascomycota, Saccharomycetes, Saccharomycodales, Saccharomycodaceae. The transcript has a single exon. Gene Ontology annotation, biological process: cardiolipin biosynthetic process. Gene Ontology annotation, cellular component: mitochondrion. Gene Ontology annotation, molecular function: CDP-diacylglycerol-glycerol-3-phosphate 3-phosphatidyltransferase activity. Bases 1 to 1488 code for a protein of 495 amino acids.
AUGUACUCGUCUAUGGUAGAUAUUGUCAAACACACUUUCCAAAAUACUUUGCAAACAAAAUUUUAUUUCAAAAGUGGGCAAAUUGAAGUUAUAGACCAUCCUGUGGAAUUCUAUAAAACUUUAAAAAACAAGAUUGCACAAUCGAAGGAUAAAAUAUUCAUGGCCUCUUUAUACUUGGGAAAGUCCGAAGAAGAAAUAAUACACUGUAUAUCAAAGGCCCUACAGAAAAAUGAUGAGCUAAAAGUCUAUUUCAUGGUUGAUGGGUUGAGAGGAACACGAGAAUCACCUUCGAAAUGUUCUGCCUCCUUGUUAGCUCAAUUGGUUAGAGACUAUGGAGACAGAGUUGAUGUUAGAACCUACAAAACACCAGCGAUCUUUGGAUUAAAAGAAUCGUUGGUUCCCAAAAGAUUCAAUGAGGGAUUUGGAUUACAACACAUGAAAAUUUAUGGAUUUGAUGAUGAAGUUAUCUUAUCGGGUGCUAACCUAUCAAGAGAUUAUUUUACAAAUAGGCAGGACAGAUAUUACCUUUUCAAGUUAAAACCGUUUGCUGAUUACUAUUUCAACCUCCACCAAAUGAUCAGCAAGUUGUCCUUCAAAGUACUGUAUUCUACAAAUGCUCAAAAAUACGUUUUGGUAUGGCCUGAUAAUAAUUUGGCCAGCGACCCAAGACGAAACAAAACUAAAUUUUUGGAACAGACAUCUAAACUUCUACAAACUUUUUUCAAGACACCAUUUGGGAAUAAUACUACAACUAAUACUUUAAAAGUAGGAGAACAGCAAGGAACUUUAUAUCCCACAGUAGUUUAUCCCGUUUCCCAAUUUACCCCCUUAUUUUCUGCGUCUAUUGGAGAUCAAUCCACAGAAAAACCAAGUAUACUAAAACUGUUAACCAGCACAUUGCAAAAUAGAGAUGAACAGCAACUCAAACAGAAAAGCUGGGUUUUCACAGCAGGCUAUUUUAAUAUGUUGCCUGAAAUAAAACACAAAUUGUUAAGUUCUAAGAGUGCUAAAGGUACAGUAAUUACUGCCUCGCCACAUGCAAAUGGGUUCUUUGAGUCUAAAGGUGUUUCAAAAUACUUGCCUGAUGCAUAUACUUAUUUAUCAUAUAAAUUCUUAAAAGAGGUUAGCAAGAAGGGAUAUGAAAAUUCAAUCUGUUUACGAGAAUGGAAAAGGGGGGUGGUAAACCAGCCGUCUGGGUGGUCUUACCAUGCAAAGGGCAUUUGGAUUACUGAGCCCGGUGAAAAAGAACCUUGCAUUACUGUUGUUGGUUCGUCUAACUACACUAAGCGGGCAUACAAAUUUGAUUUAGAGUCCAACUGUAUCAUAGCCACGACAGACAAAGAUUUAAAAAAGCAAAUGCAAGCAGAAAUAGAUAAUAUAAUGCAAUACACAAGUCCAGUCACUCUAAAUACCUUUAAAACUGUACCUGAAAGAAAAGUAAGCAAUGGUGUUAAAAUUGCUACAGCCUUACUAAGUGAUAAGUUAUAG